Messenger RNA from Exophiala aquamarina CBS 119918, 1491 nucleotides. Its product is annotated as activating transcription factor, other eukaryote. The coding region runs from base 1 to 1491 and encodes 496 amino acids. The record is from RefSeq and is a predicted model, not a curated record. The transcript has 3 exons. Gene Ontology annotation, biological process: regulation of transcription by RNA polymerase II. Lineage: Eukaryota; Fungi; Ascomycota; Eurotiomycetes; Chaetothyriales; Herpotrichiellaceae. Gene Ontology annotation, molecular function: DNA-binding transcription factor activity, RNA polymerase II-specific; RNA polymerase II cis-regulatory region sequence-specific DNA binding.
AUGGCGAGCGCCGCAGUUGCAACUCAACCAUCACAACAACACAUCGGGGCUGGCCCUACUUCUCGUACCUCGUCGCCUAUGGAUAGUAAAAAGGCAACUUUGAAGCCAAAAGAAUCACAAACCCCAUCACUUGUCGAAGAUCUAAAACCCGUUAUUCAAGCAUCCGAGCCUCUUGCACCCCCUCCAAGGCCUGCGCCAGCUAAUCCAACUGAGACCCCAGACUACUUCUCCGCUCUGCACAAUAACGACAGCGGUAUUGGUCAAGAGUUCAAUCCCUUUGAACAAUCUUUCGGAGCCCCUUCAACAGAGACCCCUGGCAAGAACCUUCUACCUCCAGUCGCCGCAUUGACUUCUCCUGCUAUCCCUGGUACAAGUUCCACAGGCGGUUACAAUUGGCAAAGCUCCCUUCGGUCUGGGCCCUUAAGCCCUGCGAUGUUGGCCGGUCCACAACAGGGCGACUAUUUCGAUAGUAUUGGUCGUGGAUUCCCUACACCAAACGAAUCGUCUCUUCGCACUGGACUCACACCUGGCGGUGGUGGGUCUAUGUUCCCGGCCCCUAGUCCUAACUCACAGGCUCUCUUUAACUCCCUUGCAAGUGGCGGCGCCACCCCAGGUACCCUGGAUUUCCAUCGCACUGCUAUGAAUGCAGCUGCAAGAAACAAGAACAAUCAAUUUGCCACUACCUCGAACCCACAGGAACCUCAACCCCAAACCAACACUAAUAUGGAUGCUCAACAUGACGCAACUGACGCUGCCAAUGGUCUGUUCAUGCUUGCCAAAGGUGGCCAGGGGAACAACCAGUUCGCAGUAGCUAAUUCGGCCCAACCUGCUCGAAGUACUCAAGAUCAAAAGGCCAGCAAUGGAAACGUCUCCGGUGGCGAUGCAGAUAGUAACGGAAGUCCAGGGGACAACAGCCGAUCUAAUACACGUGGUGGCCGUGGUAAGAAGCCUACCAAAGCAGAGCCAGCUUCCAAGAAUUCCAGGAAGUCCGAUGCCACCCCGAAAGGUAGCAACAAACGUUCCAAGGGGAACUCUGGCGCUGCAAAUGUAGACCCUGCUCUUGACCCACACGAGGAAGACGAGGAUGACAAUAGCGAUAUGGAUGAAGAUAUGGAAACGACCCACCCAAAUGGCAAGAAGAUGACGGACGAAGAAAAGCGAAGAAAUUUCCUGGAACGAAAUCGCGUUGCUGCGUUAAAGUGUCGACAGCGGAAGAAGCAGUGGCUUGCUAAUCUCCAAGCAAAAGUUGAGAUGUACUCUGCUGAGAAUGACAGCCUUAACACUCAAGUUGCCCAACUUCAUGAGGAGAUCCGCAAUCUGCGCACUCUCCUCGUUAGCCACAAGGACUGCGCAGUUGGUCAUGCCCAGGGAAUUGGGAAUUUCCUCAAUGGCAUGCAAGACCCUAAUGGCUUUCCCAACCAACACGUGAAUCCAUAUGGCAUGCCCAUGCCUAGUGGCCCCCAGAUGCAAGCAGGUAUGCAACGAACAUGA